CCCACCGAGAGCACAUUUGGUUUCCCCACCGGCUCUCACCAGGCCACUUCCCGUGCGUCCAGCUCCGUGUUCUGCUCUCUGACUUUCCCCAGGGGGAGGCUCGUGAGAAAGAAGCGGUCUGGGUCUGGAACCGCACCUCCGGGCGGCCCAGCUCACAAGGGCCGAAGUUUUGGCUGCUAAGUCGGGGUUCUCUCCCACUCCCGGGGAGGCCUGAAGAGCAAGCGGCCCGCGUGGAAGAUGGGCAGUGAGGACAGCAAACAUAAGCAUGAGAAGAAGUUUUAAAACUACGGAUCCCAAAACCCAGCAAGGCAGCACCGGCAGUCCUCACUGCUGUGACAGAGAAAGCAGUUGCAUCUGACCAACGGGAAGCUAAUUUUGUGGGACGAGGGAUACCCCUAGCCCUUCCAGAACCAUCGCCCGGAGGAGCCCGCUGACUGGCCAGGGACAGGCUUCCCAGCUGGCGACGAUGCAGGGGAACAAGAAGGGCACCGACGGCUUCAGCGACACCUCGAGCAUCGGCAGCGUGCUGGACGACGCCGACAGGGAGGUGAGCAGCCUCACAGACCGGGCCUUCCGGAGCUUGUGCGUCUCAGAAGACACGUCCUUCAGUGACUCCGACCUGGCCCUGUCCCCAGACGCCACCCGCCAGGUGUUUGGGAACUUCCACCCGGGAACGGUGAGCCACGCCCGCAGGAAGAGUGGCAUUUGGAGCCAGUUGCCGUCGCAAGGCACGGAGCAUGCCGGCUGGGCAGCCACGUUCCAACAGCUCCCCAAAUACGUUCAGGGAGAGGAAGAGUACCCCAAAAGCAGCCCCCCACUGACACCGGCCCAGAGGAGACUGGAGGUGCCCAUUUCUGGCCUGAGGAGCAGCAGCAAGCCAAUUUCCAAAGUGUCCUCACUGAUUAAAUCUUUCGACAGGCCUGAGAGCCAGCAAUGCGAGGGCAGGCCUCCGACCAACAAGCCUCCAACUAUCAAAACCACCCCCAAAUUCGCUCCUCUUCCAGAAAGUGGGGUCAACUUCUGCUUUGAUUCUGCCUUUCUGACGGUCAGGAGGGUGCCCGCGGAAGUCUCCGGCACGCAGCCCGGCAGGAAGCACGCGGAGCAGGAGGCCCCCAGGAGCCCUGAAGCGGCCUGUCAGGGCUCCAGCAGCCUCCUCCCAACACCCGAAAGCGGGGCCAACUCAUCGGAGCCCACGUUCUCCUCCCCACCCCACAGACCGGCCCUGGGGGAGCCGGGGAGGAGCCAGGAGUGGGCUCGCAAAGGCACCUUCCUUCACAGCGAAAACAGUGCUUUUGAGUCAUGGAGCAGCCGCCAGCCACGGCUGCUGGAGCGGAGGGAGCCUGCUGAGGCCGCCCCUGAAAACAAGCCCCCCAAACCUUAUGAGGAGCCGCCCUUGUUAAGAGAGUCCCAAGCCCCUGAGAGCAAAGCCUCCCCCUGCCAACCCCGGGCCAGCUGUGGGCGAGAAGAGAACAGGCCGACCACGGGCACUCUCUCCACAUCUGGACCCUGGAGGUGUAGGGACCCGGGAGCUCAGGUGUUCCCCACGGAGGAAAAGGCUCCCAGCUCGCAGCCGGGCCUCCAGGCGAAGGCCACCCAGCCCCCGUGGCGGAAACCAAAGACUCGAAAAGGCGGCAAAGAAAGCGUGCAGGAUGCUUCGGGAGAGAGGCAGGCCGGCCGGCCAGGCCCAGCCUUGUACACAAAGCACCACCCCCAGGAGCAGUUUCCAGAAAGUGAUGCUCUUGACAGUGUGGACCCCGGUGACUGCUACAACCCUCCUUUCAACAUCAGCAAGCUGCUGACCCCCAUCAUACCCACCAAGCACGUCCUGGAUCCGUCCCACAGCCCACCCGCGGAGGGCACCCCCCCACCCCCAGGGCAGCUAAACGGGUACCAAGAGGAGCCCAGCGAGUCCCGGGACAGCUACAAAGCCAGAGCCCCCAGCCUGCUGUUCAACCUCAAGGACGUGCGCAAGCGUGUUAAGAGCACAUACAGCCCCUCACCUCUCGUAAGAGGGCCCGAGGAGAAAAGCAGAAGCAAGCAGGAGCCCCUGAGCAAUGGCGUUGUCCUUCCCAAUGGGCUGGAGGAGAGCCCCCCACAGGAGCUUCGUAAGGAGAGACCAGCGGACACACCUUCUCUGUCGCACGUCAGUGCCCAGAGCGACCCUACGGCUGAUCCUGGUGCAACCUCCGCGGACAACUACCUGACGCCUGGCUCACCUCCAGCCGCCGCCACAGCCCCCUUCUGUGUCAACGGGGAGGCUGCCGACCAGAGCGGCUAUGAGGACGCCACCCACGGAGAGUCCGGUGUGGGCGCCGCCAGGCGCAGCUGGUCUCCGGACGCCCGGGAGCGCUGCCCCAGGAAGCACCUGGCCCUGAAGCUCUGCAGCAGCGGGGAGCCCGAGGCGGGGCGGGCGGCGCAGCAUCUGCGGGCCCCCAGCCUGGAGAACCGGUUCUCCAGAUCCGUGUCUGCAGAGACAGAACCCGAGAGAGAGGCGGGACUUCGGGAUCCGAACCUCAACCAGAAAGUCUCCCCGGGGCCCCUUUCUCCCGAGGAGGAAGAUGUGUUUUACAGCGACAGCCAGUCUGACUCUGUGCCAGGCCUCAAAGGCAAGGCCAAGUUCAGCACCAGCUCUUCAGAUCAGUCGUUUGCCUCGUUCGAGGAUCAGCAGAAGACGAGUCCCGCGGAGAGCCCGCGGGAAGACGGGAGGAAUGAGGGCAGUGCAGGUGACAGAGAGAAGGAGAAUGGGCUGGAUGAGCCCCAGCACAGCGCCCCUGGUAACGGGCCCACGUGCGCGGAGCAGCAGAGCGGGAGGGAACCGUGGCGAGCGGCAGGGGAAAGUGUGAGUGGAGAGAGGCCCAGGAAGGCGUCGAGGGAGGAGGCUGACUUCAGAGGCGCUUGGAUCGGGGCCAGUAAGGACACAGCCCUUUCACCAUCGUCCACGCCCAACAGGCACAGGCUGUUCGCAAUCAAAGACAACACCCUGCGGGCCACCCCCGUGAUAAGGCCCAUCAUGCUGCCCCUGCUGAGGGCCUUGUCCUCCGACGACCCGCUGGGCGGCGGCCACAAAGAGGAGGACGUGCCGAGGCCGGGCUGGGGCGAGGAUGCCGGCCUUCGGGCCCCCAAGAGCCAGGAAAUGCCCAGCACCCCAACACCCACUGGCAUGAGGGGGCCCCCCUUCAAGCAUGUGGCCCACAAAGGAAUGGAGGACCAAGGCUGGGCGUCCGGUGUGGCCAGGAGGGAGGCCCAGGGGAAUGUCUCGUCUGUCCCUCUCGCAGGAGAGGGUGAGGGGCUGAAGCCACCCCCGGACGCCGUGUGGAAGGUUGUGGUUAAUGAGGGCAGGCGCUAUUCCACAGACCAGGGCGGGGCGGAGGCUCCAAGGGGCAUCCCCACAAUUGCUUUGCCCGAAAGUGACUUACAAGGCCAGCCACCCCCACAGCAACUCAGAACCUCCUGGGAAGAGCAGACCCAAGAUUUCAAAAGUCACUUUUUGUCUACACCCCGAGCAGGGCCCCCGGGCAGGAGACUGGCUUCUGGCGAGCCCACGGCUUCCCCCAACAGCAGCUUGCUGGAGGGCAGCAGCACGCACUCCCCUGCCGCCAGCAGCCUGUGGGACGAUGCUUCUCAGGGCCCCUGUGAGCUGGGCCUGGUGCCGGGGGAGCCUUCCGGCCCGGGGGAGCCUUCCGGCCCCAGCCCCUGGGCCACCCCCAGCCCUGCCAGGGUGGCCCGGAGGGAGGACCUGACGCACGCCUUCACGUGGGAGGCCAGCACCGACCCCCAGCUGGAGCCGUCGGCAGAAGAUCUCAGGACACUCUCUCCAGGAGGCUCGUUGCUGGACGUGGCCUCCGGCUCGGCCGUCCUCCCUGAGAAAGCACAGCCUUCUGCUCACCUAGAAAGGGCGGCGGCCAAGCCACCGGCGGUCCCGCCCAAGACAGAAAAGGCCCUGCGGAGGGCAAAGAAGCUGGCCAGCAAGAGGAGGAAGACUGACCAGAUGCAGGACAUGCCGGGCGGCGCCCGGGAGGAAAAGCCACCCCUGGAGGACGCGGCGCCCAGGCCCUCGUCCCCCGGAGAGAGGCUGCUGCCCAGGUGCCCCGCCGUCCGCGCCCUGCCCCCUCCCGUGCACCGCCACUCGGUGGCCACCUUCUCAGAGCCUGACAAGAGGCUAUCAGGGGGGCCCCAGUCCCUCAGGCCCCUGCUCCCUUACCCUGCCACCCAGAAGGUCCUCCAAGACCCCCAGUCUGGGGAGUACUUCGUCUUCGAUCUGCCGCUUCAGGUGAAAAUGAAGACCUUCUAUGACCCAGAGACAGGCAAAUAUGUCAAGGUCCCCAUCCCAUCCUCUGAGGAGGGCUCCCCGGAGCCACUCCCGCCGGAUGUGUUUGCUGCCCCGUACGUGCUGUACCCUGGCAUCCGGCCCCUGUCCGCCAUGGCUUUGAUGCCACUGCGCUGCUCCUCUCAGCUGUCUGCCCCCACCUUCCUCGAGGGCCCUGGCGCCUCAGAGGCAGCCCGUCCCGCACCCCCCAGCACCUAUAGCGCUGACCUACAGCCAGCCCCCCGGCCUCCUGGUGACCCCGCCCAGCACACUGCAGGUCCGGGCUCCCGGGCGCCCCCAGGGACCCCAGGGGAGGGCGCAGUAGACGCUCCAAGCCUGGGUAUCAUCUCCAUCAACGAUCUAGAGGACUUUGCCACAGAGGGCAUUUCCUGAGAAUUACAGCAGACAACACCCUCUGCCCCCCAUAAACUCCAAAGAGUUUAUUUCCCUCCCCCAGACACACCCCCCCACACACACACACACACACUCUCACUCACCACAUGCCUAGCCACUUGAGGUCCUUAAGGUCUCAGAGAAAAUGGGAUUCUGAAAACACCCACCUACAGGGCAUCUGCUCGCUCCCUGGGAGGCCGCUGCUGGCCUGACCUGGCCCCUCUGAACCCCUUUCUGGACCCCAGACCCGCUCCCCUUCUUUCCUCUUCCUUCCUUCCUCUGGGUCCUUCUCCCCUGGCCUCAGGGCUGUUCUCUCUGCACCAGAUCCCCUCCUUCUCAAGGGCAGGCUGAGGCCACCCCCAGGUCAGCCAGCUCAGCUGGGAUGGAAAUGGCUGAGGGCCCCGAGGCAGCCUUGCAGAAAUGUUCAUUUGCAUAGAAUGGGUUUUCGUAACUGAGGACGCUUUCCUCUGAACGCUGUUUUCUGAUAAAGAAAAGGCUGCCUUUCACAGCAUGGAGCAGGUCUGUGGUGUGGUCUGUCUGGAACUCCUGUCUCUUCUGGGGGCCUGAGGGGUCUCAGCUGGUGAGUAGGAAAGGGCCACCUGCCCUCCAGCCCUCCCAUUGCCGCCUGUGGGCCGGCAGGGUCUUCCCUGGGACAGAGCAGCAGCCCAGGGCGCCCUGCCAGCCUGUGUCCAAGCUUCCUGGGCCAGGGCUCCACUAGUGUGGGUGGCAAAGACAAGAACCCAAGACCACCAUUGUGGGUGGCCUGGCACCUGAGUCAGGUCCUGACUGUCUGGUGCUGAGCUCUGUGCGCUCAAGGGGAUGGUCUCUGGGCCUGGAGGGGAGCAGCUGAAUGCACUCAGGGGAGCAGAGCCCCAACCACCUCUCAGCUUGGAGAGCAGGCGGUCUGCGAGGAGAUGCCCACAGGGCACCUCUCUGGGAGGGGCCAGGCCAGUCCUUAGGGCCCCUGCUGGGGGCUCCCACUGAAGCCCUUCAUUCCUGUGAUGUGGGAAAGACGGGACAAAGGCGCCUCCCUCCUAGAUGGCAGCUGUGGAGGCACCACACAGUGUGUGUCCUUGGGUUUGCUUGGGGCAGUGGUUAACCGCGGCUCGCGAGCCACAUGCGGCUCUUUGGCCCCUUGAGUGUGGCUCUUGCACAAAAUACCACGUGCGGGCACGCACGUACAGUGCGAUUGAAACUUCGUGGCCCAUGCACAGA
Molecule: messenger RNA, 5914 nt
Organism: Myotis myotis
Lineage: Eukaryota; Metazoa; Chordata; Mammalia; Chiroptera; Vespertilionidae
Gene: CUNH10orf71
Product: chromosome unknown C10orf71 homolog
Exons: 3
Coding region: 467-4699 (1410 amino acids)
Biological process (GO): positive regulation of calcineurin-NFAT signaling cascade
Cellular component (GO): Z disc
Source: RefSeq, a predicted model, not a curated record